GUCUGUUUUUGUUGGAACCCUCCCAAUGGGUACACCUUGACGUUGGUGGGAGGGCUUAGUACCUGGAAGGUUUAUCCCGAAGGGGAAGCUAAGUACCCAAAACACACACUUUUCUCGGUUUUCAGUGUGUUGCGAAUUAUUCGUCGCGUUUUUCCAUGCUCCUAAUUUCGCAAUUAUAACUUUUAACUCUUGCUUGAUUAUCUCGUCGAUUCAAAGUGAUCUCCGCGCGAAACGGGAUAUUGCUAUGCGAUCACGCAAUUCGGGAAUGCCGUGUAAAGUGUCGCGCGUCAAAGUGCGAGAAUGUCAUGCAAAGUAUCGCGUGUUCAAGUGCGGGAGUAUUGUUCAAAGUGUCGCGCGUGUGAAUCAACGAACUUUGAGAAGCCUGAGAGGAGGAGCAGGUCUAGGAUCAAUUAUCGUCAUCAACUAUCCUGUUGUGCAUUGACCGAUGAAGAACUUCAUUUUAUGAUAAAGAUCAUCAAGUACGUAGAAAUACACGAGCAAUCUCUUCUUUACCGCGAUCCUUGGCUCUGUAGUUUGGAUCCUUCUUCAUCGAUCCGCUUGAUGCUCGUCUGCAUUAUUACUGACACCGUGCAACGCGCCCUAUACCGCUGGAAUCGCCCGCAUCCCUCGUAUAGCACUAUCGACUGGUUAAAUCAUUAACUAUCAUGUCGUGCGGUGAAGCCUUUACAACGACCCUAGAAGCGAACCAGCGUCAGUUUCGCGCGCCUGCUUUUCGAUGCUGAUACGCGGUGCCAGUCAUUGGUAUGCAUCGGGGCGAAGAGGUAUAUGGGACAUAUAUACGAUGUAAACAGUACAUGCAGUGCUAUGUAAUAUGAACGAGAUUAAUAAAGCGGAUGGAAAAAGUCAUAUAUUGACAUGUAAAUGAGAGAAAUCCUGGCUCAUGCAUUACAAAAUACAAUCGAUAUUUGUGAAUCGCGCUUGUGAUUUGAAUAUGUUGUGCAUUUCAAAUCCACCACGCAAUAAGGUAUCUUUAUGUCGAUAUGCAAAUAAAAAGUGUCAAAUACUUCUGGAACAGUUUAUAUCGCAUUAUGAGAGAUAGGCACGAAAGGUCGCGUCGGGCCGAAAGGUCGCACAGGUCAAAAGUGCACUGACGAUUGUAUUCCACCGAGCGUAUAGGUUGAUACGCUGUAACCUAGGUUGCAUGGAAUGGCCAAUCAAAUGAGUUCGGCAGGACGGUGUUACGUCGCGAGAGGCUGGGACCUCCAGGAUGCCAGGGGUGUGGAAGUUGCUACGUACGCUGAUCUAUAUGGUGAUUGGCCUGAGGAGCGUCAGUAGCAACAGCGACAUUUGGCCGCUGGAGAGACCGGAAGGGAUGCCGGCCAUCCAGUCCUUGGAGGUGAUGUGCGGAAAAGAUCACAUGGACGUGCACCUCUCGUUCUCGCAGCCCUUCGAGGGUAUCGUUUCGUCCAAGGGUCAGCACGCGGAUCCACGAUGCAUCUACGUCCCACCGUCUACCGGCCAGACGUUCUUCUCCUUCCGGAUAGCUUAUGCGAGAUGCGGUACGAAACCGGAUAUGCACGGACAGUUUUACGAGAAUACCGUGGUGGUCCAGUACGAUAAGGACUUACUCGAGGUUUGGGACGAGGCUAAACGAUUGCGGUGCGAAUGGUUCAACGAUUACGAGAAGACCGCGUCGAAACCGCCGAUGGUUAUCGCGGAUCUUGACGUCAUACAGCUGGACUUUAGAGGCGAUAACGUGGACUGCUGGAUGGAAAUUCAGCACGGAAAGGGUCCGUGGGCGCCGCCCGUGUCCGGAAUUGUGCCCCUUGGCUCUACUCUCACUCUGGUCAUCGCCAUAAAUGAUUAUCGAGGUGAGUUCGACAUGCGGGUCAAGUCGUGCGUGGCUUCGGAUGGCGGCGGUCACACGAUACAGCUCAGCGACGAGUUCGGCUGCGUGCUGAGACCGAAGAUGAUCAGCCGGUUCUUGAAGGCGCGCGGCUCGGACGACCGCGCGACCGUCAUCACUUAUGCCUUCUUCCAUGCGUUUAAAUUCCCGGACGCGUUAAGCGUUCACAUCAAAUGCAAAGUGGAGAUAUGUCGACACGGUUGCCUGGAUCACUGUCAACUAAGCGACUCCGUAGCUCAUUAUAUACAAGAGAGGAAGGAUCAGAUACGACCGCAGUAUAUAGACAGCACGGCGACCUCUAUUGCCUCGAGCGACGAUAAUAGUAGCGCGGACAAGGACAGCGAAGACGGCGCGGACGAGGAGCAGGGUGACAGUUCUCUAUACGAUGACGUUAUACAGAAUGGCGACGAGGUGGCGUCGAUCGGCGGCCAUUUCCUGGACGUUGAGAAGUCUAUUCCGAAAGCCCAGGCGCAGACAAGCAAUCAGUUACCGUCGACCGCCGAAACGCAGCACGAUAGCGAGGUCCCUCUAGACGAGGUCGAUUUGUCGAAGCCACUUGUGGAACCACCGCCGCCGGUGACCAGAUAUGACCAGAGCGAGCAAGAUCAAUUCCCGCACGGACCGCGGAAUCUCGAGGAGGAUGGCGACGCGAUGCCGGCGACGCCGCUCACCGGGAGUGUCGUAACCGCUCGCCGGAAACGCUCGGUGACGGUGACAGACCGGAAGGCGCGUAGCGCCGACGUCGGCGUCAGCGGUAUCUACGAGGUCAUCUCCGAGGCGGAUCUCGCCUUCAGUCCGGAUGCGCACGCCGAGGCGGUGACGGUCUUCCAAGGUAGGAUACGCGAGGAGGUCGUCUACGGGAUCUGCUUGCCGAUGCCAGGUUUCAGCGCGCUCUUCAUCAUCGUCGCGCUCUCGGCGGUCGUUUCCGCCCUCGUCGCUGGCGCGAUGCUCCAUCGGCUGCAGGCACAGCGAGAAGUCACCGCUAGCAACAGGGAGAGCAAUCAGAGCGAUGUGCACACCAGUAAUAACAACGGCUGGCUGUCGUACGGUCUGCUACGCGUACGUUGCACGGCGCGACCCGCUGCUCCGCACAAUCCUGAGGAGCUGAAGCAGACGAACGCGGUAGCUUCGCAGGUAACUGCGGAUCAAUCGGUCGAGCGAGGCUGACGGUCAGCUUUAAAGGUGCGUUCAAGGAGAGACAAUGUGCAAUAAUACGCUGUACAAAGUAUCGUAAAUGCGUAAGGGAAGCUGCUCGAUCAUACUCUACUCGAGAAUAGAAUCGAGCACGGCAUGCAGAGGUGGGGAGGAAGAAAACUAUCGACAUUAAUUGUUCGAUUGUCUUCCUGCGAAUCGCGCGACGAUACCGAGCUCUCGCGAAUCGCAGUCGCCGAGGACCCCGUUUCUAAAUACGUAUAUAGCCUGAUAUUAGCAAAUCUAUUAGCUUUAGUGUUAGCUUUCGUGGAUAUCGAUUUUGAUUUUCUUUGUUUCUUGAUGAUAUUUUGGAAUUUUCAAUCAUUAAUUAAAUACUAAUAAGUAUUGUCAUGUUACUCGAACAUUAAUUAAUUUCG
Molecule: messenger RNA, 3435 nt
Organism: Camponotus floridanus (Florida carpenter ant)
Lineage: Eukaryota; Metazoa; Arthropoda; Insecta; Hymenoptera; Formicidae
Gene: m
Exons: 12
Coding region: 1229-3034 (601 amino acids)
Source: RefSeq, a predicted model, not a curated record